UGAGUCUCCAUCCAUCCAUUAAAACGGAGCUACCCAACCCCGUUCGAGCUCCACACAUCCAUCCUAUAUUUCACAUACAUACAUUAUACAUACAUACUGCUCCCGCCCAUCUUCCUUAAAAUCUCCGGCAAGAACAGAAAUUCUCACCAUUGUUCUUGAUUCUUGGUUCUUGAAUUUAUAACUAUGUUUUAUGUCUAAGGUUUUGCUGUAAUAAUCACCAUGGGUGCUUGUACCUCAAAACCUCCAAGACCCAAUCCUUAUUCCCCACAAGAAAUUCUUCCCCCACCGGAAACACCAAACGUCGCUGAAACCCAGAAAGAAAAUGAAGCUAAAAAAUCACCUUUUUUCCCAUUUUACUCUCCCAGUCCUGCUCGUUUUUUUCUGUCCAAGAAAUCACCUGCCCGUCAGUCUUCUGCUUCUAAGAGUGCGAAUUCUACUCCGGCGAGGUUGUUUAAACGACCUUUUCCUCCUCCUUCUCCGGCGAAGCAUAUUAAAGCUCUGCUUUUGAGACGGCAUGGUAGUGUUAAGCCUAAUGCUGCAGCUAUUCCGGAAGGAGAGGAAACUGAGGGGGCUAACUUGGAUAAGAGUUUUGGGUUUUCUAAGCAAUUUGCGAGUAAGUAUGAAAUUGGGGAGGAAGUGGGUAGAGGCCAUUUUGGGUAUACUUGUUCUGCUAUUGUCAAGAAAGGUGAACUUAAGGGUCAGAAAGUGGCUGUUAAGGUCAUUCCAAAAGCCAAGAUGACAACAGCUAUUUCCAUUGAGGAUGUCAGAAGGGAAGUUAAAAUUUUGCGCGCCUUAACAGGACAUAACAAUCUCAUACAAUUCCAUGAAGCAUUUGAAGAUCGGGAUAAUGUCUACAUAGUGAUGGAGUUAUGCCAAGGAGGAGAGCUCCUUGAUAGAAUUCUUGCACGGGGUGGGAAGUACUCAGAAGAGGAUGCAAAGGAUGUCAUGGUACAAAUAUUAAAUGUUGUUGCAUUCUGCCAUCUCCAGGGUGUUGUGCACCGUGAUCUUAAACCCGAGAAUUUUUUGUUUUUGUCGAAAGAUGAAUCCUCCCCGUUAAAAGCCAUAGAUUUUGGCUUAUCAGAUGUUGUCAGACCAGAUGAAAAGCUUAAUGACAUUGUUGGAAGUGCAUAUUACGUAGCACCAGAAGUUCUGCACAGAUCAUAUGGUAUAGAGGCUGAUGUGUGGAGUAUAGGUGUAAUAUCAUAUAUUCUUCUGUGUGGUAGUCGUCCUUUUUGGGCUCGCACAGAGUCUGGAAUCUUCAGGGCUGUUUUAAAGGCUGAUCCAACUUAUGAUGAAGCACCUUGGCCUACGUUAACUUCGGAGGCAAAAGAUUUUGUCAAGCGACUAUUGAAUAAAGAUCCUAGAAAAAGAAUGAGUGCUGCUCAAGCAUUAUGUCAUCCUUGGAUGCGUAAUCAUAGUGGUGCAAAACUACCGCUUGAUAUUCUUAUUUUUCGACUCAUGAAGGCAUAUAUGCGGUCAUCCUCUUUGCGUAAGGCUGCUUUAAGGGCGUUGUCGAAAACUUUGACAGCAGAUGAACUGUUCUAUCUAAAAGAACAAUUUGCAUUGAUGGAGCCAGACAAAAAUGGCAACAUAAAGCUAGAAAAUAUAAGAUCAGCACUAAUGAAAUAUGGAACAGAUGCUAUGAAGGAGUCUCGGAUUCCAGAUUUUCUUGCCUCGCUAAAUGCACUUCAAUAUAGAAAGAUGGAUUUUGAAGAAUUCUGCGCAGCCGCCUUGAGUGUUCAUCAGCUGGAGGCUCUUGAGCGCUGGGAGCAACAUGCUAGGUGUGCAUAUGAAAUCUUUGAUAAGGAUGGCAAUAGGGCUAUUGUUAUCGAAGAACUUGCAUCUGAACUUGGACUAGGUCCUUCAAUACCAGUUCAUGCUGUCCUCAAUGACUGGAUAAGGCAUACAGAUGGAAAGCUAAGUUUUCUUGGUUUUGUGAAAUUGUUGCAUGGUCCUUCCACCCGAGGACUUGCAAAGGUGCAGUAACAUUUAGACCGCUUUCAAGAAUGCCCGAAAUACCAGAGUCUAGACAUUGUGGCUGAGAUAAUCUUCAAGCAUUUGAACGUUACAGAUAUCAGCCACGUUGCACUGAAACGCCAAAAUUCCUACCUGCUCUGAAUUCAAUUUGCUGGAGUAUGUUUGAUUCACGGAUUUCACUCUCAGCACGCAUUUGGUUGCUUUUACUUCCACACACACCAUGUUGUGUAAAGAUUUCUGAUGUUGUGCGGGGUAAACAUUGGACUUGCAGUUGUUUGUUACCAAGGGGAAUGGUCCUGGUUGCAACUCCUGCCAACAAGAUGUAGUUACUAGUUUGCCACUUAAAUUGGGAUUGUGGUGUCAGUAUAGAUUAUAGGGGGCCUUGCUGGAAUUGAUUGAUUUAUAUUUAUUGUUCAAAUUCAAAUUUGAGUCCAGGCUAAAAAUUGCCUUGGAGUUGAUUUGUAGUAUCUUCUUUCCUAGCAGAUAAAGGUACUUACCUUCCUAUUUGGAAACCAAAUGACUAAAAUAAUACACAUUCCACAAUCAAUGGGAAUGAGUAAAUAUUGACAUGAUAUUUCACCUGCUCUGCUUCAACUGA
Solanum tuberosum (potato) is the source of this 2575-nucleotide messenger RNA. Its product is annotated as CDPK-related kinase 5-like. NCBI's taxonomy places the organism in Eukaryota, Viridiplantae, Streptophyta, Magnoliopsida, Solanales, Solanaceae. Gene Ontology annotation, molecular function: ATP binding; protein kinase activity. Gene Ontology annotation, biological process: protein phosphorylation. The transcript is spliced from 11 exons. The coding region runs from base 220 to 1986 and encodes 588 amino acids. The record is from RefSeq and is a predicted model, not a curated record.